AUGCUUUCUGCUUCUGUAGCGGUAUGGCUUUUGGCCGUAUCGUGCACUGAUAUUUCAAGAGUAUUGGCCCAAGAUACGGAGGGCUGGUACGAGACUCAUCCAGAUAUGGCCCGGAUCAAGCAUGUGAAUCAGGAGACUCACCAGAUCCUUGACGAGUAUGGAAGAACUAGGUUCUUUCACGGAACCAAUGUUGUCAUGAAAGAGGCACCGUGGUACAGGCCGUUUGAGUGGACUCCGGGUGUCUCGUCAUUCGGCGAACGAGAUGUUCAGAAUAUGCAGGACUUGGGGCUGAAUAUUGUCCGUCUUGGUCAUAGCUGGGCUGGUGCUGAACCAAUUCGUGGCGAGUACAAUCAAACGUUCUUGGAUAUCAUGAAGAAGCAGACAAAGCUGGCAGAAGAACACGGUAUCUAUGUGCUGGUGGACGUUCACCAAGAUGUAUUAGCUAAACAGCUUUGCGGGCAUGGUGUACCUGAUUGGUUCGUCAAGAAGGACUGGGUUACAGGAUUCAGAAGAUUCCCGUUUCCUCAGAAGCUCAAGCCAUUCACCACUGACAGAGACGGCUUUCCUUCGCCUCAAUCCCAAUGCAAUACUAUAGACUGGUCACUGAGCUACUUAUCCGUGGCUGUUGGAAACGCCUUUGGGAGACUUUACAAUAACUUCGACGGUCUGGGAGACGCAUUCGCUGCGUACUGGAAGAAACUGGCCUCAGAAUACGUUGACACUACUAAUGUCGUGGGGUACAAUCUACUCAACGAGCCCUGGGCUGGCGACACAUACGCCGACCCGACGCUGCUUGUGCCAGGAGUUGCCGACCGUAAAGCCUUGGAGGGUCUUUGGAACCGAGCAUCGAAAAAAAUACGCAUGGUUGACAAUGAUACGCUUAUCUGGUUCGAGGGCACUACUUUCGAUGUUCUCUCAGGCUUUAACAACGUACCUCUUGGGGAUGGAUCCAAGACAGUGCACUCAUUCCACUACUACAAUCCUCCGCAGCUGGGCCCGUUAAAAGAUACACUUUACAACCGACACAAAGACAAUGUUCGACUCAAGACCGCCGGUGUUCUUACAGAGUUGACGUUUUGGAUGGGCGAUGAUAAGCAGAUGACUGGCCUAGUGGAAGCCAUGUCGGCGACUGACGCAAACAUGGUAUCUUGGAUCUGA
This is a messenger RNA of Fusarium odoratissimum NRRL 54006, 1158 nucleotides long. RefSeq lists its product as uncharacterized. Bases 1 to 1158 code for a protein of 385 amino acids. The record is from RefSeq and is a predicted model, not a curated record. Gene Ontology annotation, molecular function: hydrolase activity, hydrolyzing O-glycosyl compounds. The transcript has 2 exons. NCBI's taxonomy places the organism in Eukaryota, Fungi, Ascomycota, Sordariomycetes, Hypocreales, Nectriaceae.